Cadophora gregata is the source of this 3649-nucleotide messenger RNA. RefSeq lists its product as uncharacterized. Lineage: Eukaryota; Fungi; Ascomycota; Leotiomycetes; Helotiales; Ploettnerulaceae. The coding region runs from base 361 to 2829 and encodes 822 amino acids. The transcript has 6 exons. Gene Ontology annotation, biological process: establishment or maintenance of actin cytoskeleton polarity. Gene Ontology annotation, cellular component: microtubule cytoskeleton; cell tip. The record is from RefSeq and is a predicted model, not a curated record. Gene Ontology annotation, molecular function: protein binding.
GAUACGAUACGAUACGAUACGAUACGAUACGAUACGAUACGAUACCAGACGACGUCUCACGACUACGCAGGCCAUAGUCGAUUCUUUGCGAAACCGACCUGUCUUUCGCCGGCCAGAAAUCACUUCCAUCCCUCGCCUGGGUCUCUGCUUGAUUCAGCCAAUCUCGCAGCAUAAAGCUGCCUUCACUCCUUCAAGCGUUCCGUUACAUAUCAGCAAUUGACGGCCAUCCCUGCAGGGUUCCUUGAAUGAGAUAAUCUGCUUGGUCAAGUGCGGAUUUGUACAUCGACAAAAAUUGCGCAACACCACCACCUCUCGAAGGCAUCUCCUCGGAUUUCAAGAACCCCAUGAUCCGGAAACAUUAUGACGCGACCACAAAUUAUUCGAGCUGACUCGAUUGAUCUUCAGGACCAAAGUGCUCCCUCAGCUCAGGACCACACACGGCAACCUACCAACCCAGCCCCCUUAGGCGCAGGACCUCCAGCUCCACACCAGGCCGAGACAUUGCGUGAAUUGGCUAUAGAGGCAGCGGAGGAAAAUCACAGAAGUCCAAGGAUUUCGAAGGAAUGGUCAAAGGGCGAGGUCCAGCAGUACGAUGACGACGACCUGGCGGCAGGGGUCGCAUCCAAAUUGACGGGCUCCAAUCUUCACCAGCAGGAUGAUCUAGCCAUUGCGCAAAAUGGGGGGUUGUCAGGGUCGACAGCUGAAGAUGCCGACAUGGCAGAUGCGGAGGGCGACGACGGAAUGGACGACGAUAUGAUGGACAAGAUAUCCAGCUCUCCGUCAAUCGAUGAUGAGGAUAUCGAUUUCGAAUUCGUCUAUGCCCUGCACACAUUCGUUGCAACUGUUGAAGGCCAGGCAAACGCUACCAAGGGGGACACGAUGGUCCUCCUCGACGACAGCAACAGCUACUGGUGGCUUGUCAGGGUAGUCAAAGACAGCAGUAUCGGUUACCUGCCAGCAGAGCAUAUUGAGACGCCGACGGAGCGACUAGCGCGAUUGAAUAAACACAGGAAUAUUGACCUCACUUCCACAAUGCUGGGUGACCAAGAGGCCAAGUCCAAAAAUCCCCUCAAGAAGGCAAUUCGAAGACGAAAUGCCAAGACAGUCACCUUCACAGCUCCAACUUACGUCGAAGCAUCGGAUAUUGACUACUCAACAGAAGAGGAAGAUGGCGAAGGCGACUAUUAUGGACAAAAUGGACAGCAAGAACAAAACGGAGACCAACAGGACCAAGCUGCCGAUGAGGAUGAGAUCAAGGCUGUCGAGCCUCUGAAACCCCGAGCCGAGAUUCGAGAAGUCAGGUCCGAAUCAGCGGAACCAGAAGCGAGUAGGGAUCCGACAGGCAAAGGCAGCUCUGAUACUACCCGAACAAGCGACGAAAUAUUCGAUGGCAAGGUUGAGAGUAAAUCUCGGAAUGGGACUGUGAGAAAUACAGAUUCGUUCUUCAAGGAUGAUUCGGUGGAGACCCGGAAAAUAACCCUCACACCCAAUUUGCUGAGAGACGAUUCGAGCACAUCCACUCGGACUUCCAACGAUUCGAAAGAGCUCAAGCAACGUCCUAGUCUUGACAAAUUGGAGAAGGAAUUCUCGGAUAAGUCAAAGGAUAAGAAGGACAAGAAAGAUAAGAAGGAGAAGGACAAGAAACCAGGAAUGCUCAGCGGUCUUUUCAAACGGAAAGAAAAGAAGGCCAAAGCCUCAGUUGAGGAUGAAGUCGAUGAUUUGAUGGCUGGGAAAAGGUCAACCGAAAACCCGAGAGCUUCCCCGUCACCCAGUAAAGACUCGGACGAAACUGCCCCAGUCGAGGAACCCGUGGUCGCGCAGACUCCUGAGAGACAGCCGAGCAAGUUGCAAAAACAGCGGAACGACAUGUCACCUAGCCGAAAGCCUGCAGCAGCCAAAGAAACGAAGGCUGUGGAGCCUCAACAGGCACCUGCGCCUGAGAGACCACCACCGGCUGACUCGGCACAGGCGCCAUCUAUGCGUUUGGUCCAGCCAGAGCCUUCGAUCGAAGAACUUAGUCAGCCACGGGAUGCGUCCCCUGAACUCACACGGAACCAGCAGUCUCGUAAUCUGUCCCCCGAAGCCACCAGAGGGCGUAAUACUUCCCCAGAAGCUACAAGGACGGCGCCUGUUCUGGCGGCAGCUAAGGAGCAAAAGACAGGGGGAACAAUAUCCAAAAUCCUCCGAUCCGCCAGUUCAAGUACUUCCGAACCACGGCCGGUCAAAGCGAAGAAAGCUAAAUCUCGCGUGGAAUUGGAUGACUUUGAUUCUUCUAGCGAAGAAUUUCCUGCGGAAGAGCCUAUGCGGGGAGCAAGCAAGCAGACCCAGCGGCCGAUACCUGGUGCAUUUCCAGAUAGUUAUAUCGGAUCUCCUCCGACCGAGCGAUCCAAUCCUGCAGAAGAAAGGCUUUCAGAGUCUCCGGUCCAGGUGUCUCCCGUGACAGCUUCACAAUCGUACCCUCCUGCACUCAUGGUUGACACUUCAAGUCAAGAAGAACCGCCUUCGCCUGUAUCAUCGCCGUCACCCGAGCUGAUAGAUGCAGAUGAUGCUCGCGAAAAGAAAGGCGCCGGGAGCUCUACUACCUCCACUUCAACUGCAACCUGGAGCGAUGCCCACCUCAGAACAUUCUUUGACGAUGACGCCGAUAUCAAAGAUCUGCUCGUAGUAGUAUAUGACAAGUCUGGAGUGGUCCCCGCUGGGCCCGACCACCCAAUAACCGGAAAUCUCUUCAGAGAAGAGAACGCCAAGUUGGCAGACAUAACCAAUCGCCUGGAUGGCAUGCUCGGGGAUUGGUUAGCUCGCAAAAUGAGAACCCAAGCCUCUAGGUAAACAGCACUAUCCGGCUUAUCCUAUGUAAAUGAUGCACACGAAAAUGAUGAAUGAAGUUCUUACGGGAGGGGCGUCCUCGUCCCAUAUUUUGGCGCAUAGGGUCGGGUUCGGUAACCGGCAAGGAACCUUGGGCAACAACCUGGGUUGGGCGCGGCGUGGCAUGGGAAUUCUUAUUAGUCUAUCAUAUUGGAUGGGGUCCCGAGCUGAACUCAGCAGAGUUGGGUAGAUACAGUGCCAUCUACAAAAUUUGUCCCUACCAAUAUCGACAAUGCUUCCUGAUAGCUUAUCUGAGUCUAUUGGGAUGUCCCACUUGCGUGCUGUGCUGUGUGCUGUCUCAUGUUAAUUGAUCCCCUCCUACUUCGCUGCCGUCACAGCACGUCCAAGCCAGCGCCGAGAUUGAACGUUAUUGAAAAUUUGAGCACCCGCCACUUCGAGCACUGGCCUGGCCCCCACGUCACUAACAGAAAAAAGCGACAGCUUUCGACUGCUAUCGACUGUUAUCUACUGGUAAUGAUGAUGGGGUCCAACAAGGCUGGAUUCAGAAUGCCGCCAGCGCCUCUUGCACCAUACCUUGCAGUGGUCCCAAUAUUUAUGCUAUUUUCAUCUGGCAUAGCGUUCUUACCGCUUUGACCCGCCUUCAUAGUGCAGACACAGAAAAGCGGCACCAAGUACAGCUCCUGUAACAGGUACCUAUUAAAUGCUCCCAGGAUUCUCACCACAGAUUGAAGCCCCAGACAGCUUCCAGGACUCGAAUCCAUGAUGAAGCCAUAUGUCUCUUUCCAUUUCUUCUUCCUAGAUAGUAUUUUUCUAUUAGAAGUGG